CCACCAGGGGGAGCCGCGUUCGCUCUGGGUGGGUCGUGGACCCUGGGCUCGCCAGGCCCGGGCUGGCGUGGGAACGCCCUAGGGCAGGGGUGCCCGAGCUGGCCGGAGGGAAGCCCCCAAACCCGGGACUGGAGGCCUGACUGCCAGACCUACGACAAAUUCUGAAGUGAAAGGAAACAUCUGAGCCCUGGUUCUCCACUUGGUGAAGAUGAAGGAUAUUGACAUGGGAACAGAGUACGUCAUCCCCAGUCCCGGGUAUAGAAGUGUGAGGGAGAGAAGCAGCGUGCCUGGACAACACAGAGAUCGAGAAGAACCCCGGUUCCAGAGAGCAAGACCGUUGGAAUGCCAAGAUGCCCUAGAAACAGCAGCCCGAGUUGAGGGCCUUUCCCUGGAUGUCUCUGUGCACUCUCAUCUCCGAAUUCUGGACGAGGAGCAUACCAAGGGAAAAUACCACCAUGGCUUAAGUGCCCUGAAGCCCUUCCGGACCACUUCGAAGCACCAGCACCCAGUGGACAAUGCUGGACUUUUCUCCUACAUGACCUUUUCAUGGCUCUCUCCUCUGGCCCGAGUGGUUCACAAGAAGGGGGAGCUGUUGAUGGAGGAUGUGUGGUCUCUGUCCAAGUAUGAGUCUUCUGAUGUGAACUGCAGAAGACUGGAGAGACUGUGGCAAGAAGAGCUGAAUGAUGCUGGGCCCGCCGCCGCCUCCCUGCGAAGGGUUGUGUGGAUCUUUUGUCGCACCAGGCUCAUCCUCUCCAUCGUGUGCCUGAUGAUCACCCAGCUGGCUGGCUUCAGUGGACCAGCCUUCGUGGUGAAACACCUCUUGGAGUACACCCAAGCAACAGAAUCUAACCUGCAGUACAGCUUGCUGUUAGUGCUAGGCCUCCUCCUGACAGAGGUUGUACGUUCCUGGUCGCUUGCGCUGACUUGGGCAUUGAAUUACCGAACUGGUGUCCGGUUGCGGGGGGCUGUUCUGACCAUGGCAUUCAAGAAGAUCCUGAAGUUAAAGAACAUUAAGGAAAAGUCCCUGGGUGAGCUCAUCAAUAUCUGCUCCAAUGAUGGGCAGAGGAUGUUUGAGGCAGCCGCUGUGGGCAGCUUGCUGGCUGGAGGACCUGUUGUUGCCAUCUUGGGCAUGAUUUAUAAUGUAAUCAUUUUAGGACCAACGGGCUUUUUGGGAUCAGCUGUGUUUAUCCUUUUUUAUCCAGCAAUGAUGUUCAUGUCGCGGCUCACUGCGUAUUUCAGGAGGAAGUGUGUAGCUGCUACAGAUGACCGUGUCCAGAAGAUGAAUGAAGUUCUCACCUAUAUCAAAUUUAUUAAAAUGUAUGCCUGGGUCAAAGCGUUUUCUCAGAGUGUUCAAAAAAUCCGAGAGGAGGAGCGUCGGAUACUGGAAAAAGCAGGGUACUUUCAGAGCAUCACCGUUGGAGUGGCUCCCAUUGUUGUGGUGAUUGCCAGUGUGGUGACAUUCUCUGUUCACAUGACCCUGGGCUUUGACCUGACUGCAGCGCAGGCCUUCACAGUGGUGACUGUCUUCAAUUCCAUGACUUUUGCUUUAAAAGUAACACCCUUCUCAGUGAAGUCCCUCUCUGAAGCAUCGGUUGCUGUUGACAGAUUUAAGAGUUUGUUUCUAAUGGAAGAGGUUCACAUGAUAAAGAACAAACCGGCCAGCCCUCACAUCAAGAUAGAGAUGAAAAAUGCCACCUUGGCAUGGGACUCCUCCCACUCCAGUAUACAGAACUCACCCAAGCUGACCCCUAAAAUGAAAAAAGACAAGAGGGCUACCAGGGGCAAGAAAGAGAAGUCGAGGAAGCUGCAGCACACUGAGCACCAGGCGGUGCUGGCAGAGCAGAAAGGACAUCUCCUUCUGGAUAGUGAUGAGCGGCCCAGUCCGGAAGAGGAAGAAGGCAAGCAGAUCCACGCAGGGAGCCCGCGUCUGCAGAGGACACUGUACAGCGUUGACCUAGAAAUCGAAGAGGGCAAACUGGUUGGAAUCUGUGGCAGUGUGGGAAGUGGAAAAACCUCUCUCAUUUCAGCUAUUUUAGGCCAGAUGACACUCCUAGAGGGCAGCAUCGCAGUCAAUGGGACCUUUGCUUAUGUGGCCCAACAGGCCUGGAUUCUCAAUGCCACUCUGAGAGACAAUAUUCUCUUUGGGAAGGAAUUUGAUGAAGAAAGAUACAACUCUGUGUUGAAUAGCUGUUGCCUGCGGCCUGACUUGGCCAUUCUCCCCAACAGUGACCUGACUGAGAUUGGAGAGCGAGGAGCCAACCUGAGUGGUGGGCAGCGCCAGAGAAUCAGCCUUGCUCGGGCCCUGUAUAGUGACAGAAGCAUCUACAUCCUGGAUGACCCGCUCAGUGCCUUAGAUGCCCAUGUAGGCAACCACAUCUUUAACAGUGCUAUCCGGAAGCACCUCAAGUCUAAGACGGUUCUGUUUGUUACACACCAGUUACAGUACCUCGUUGAUUGUGAUGAAGUUAUCUUCAUGAGAGAGGGCUGCAUUACAGAAAGAGGUACCCACGAGGAGCUGAUGAACUUAAAUGGGGAUUACGCAACUAUUUUUAAUAACCUGUUACUGGGAGAGACACCCCCAGUUGAGAUUAAUUCAAAAAAGGAAGCUAGUGGUUCACAGAAGAAAUCGCAAGACAAGGGCCCUAAGCCAGGGUCAGUGAAGAAAGAGAAGGCAGUGAAGUCAGAGGAAGGGCAGCUCGUGCAAGUGGAGGAGAAAGGGCAAGGCUCUGUGCCUUGGUCAGUCUAUGGCGUCUACAUCCAGGCCGCAGGGGGUCCCUUGGCUUUCCUGGUCAUCAUGGUCCUUUUCAUGCUGAAUGUGGGCAGCACUGCCUUCAGCACUUGGUGGUUGAGCUACUGGAUCAAGCAAGGAAGUGGGAACACCACAGUGUCUCAAGGGAACAGAAGCACCGUGAGCGAGAGCAUGAAGGACAAUCCCUUCAUGCAGUACUACGCGAGCAUCUAUGCCCUCUCCAUGGUCGUCAUGCUAGUCUUGAAAGCCAUUCGAGGAGUUGUCUUUGUUAAGGGAACACUGAGAGCCUCCUCCCGGCUCCAUGACGAGCUUUUCCGGAGGAUUCUUCGGAGCCCCAUGAAGUUUUUUGACACUACUCCAACGGGAAGGAUUCUCAACCGCUUUUCCAAAGACAUGGAUGAAGUGGAUGUGCGCCUGCCAUUCCAGGCCGAGAUGUUUAUCCAGAAUGUGAUCCUGGUGUUUUUCUGUGUUGGAAUGAUCGCAGGAGUCUUCCCAUGGUUCCUUGUGGCAGUGGGGCCUCUCUUCAUCCUCUUUUCAGUUCUACACAUUGUCGCCAGGGUUCUGAUCCGUGAGCUGAAGCGUCUGGACAACAUCACACAGUCUCCUUUCCUCUCCCACAUCACGUCCAGCAUACAGGGCCUCGCCACCAUCCACGCCUAUAACCGAGGCCAGGAGUUUCUGCACAGGUAUCAGGAGCUACUGGAUGACAACCAAGCUCCUUUUUUCUUGUUCACUUGUGCAAUGAGGUGGCUGGCAGUGCGGCUGGACCUCAUCAGUAUCGCCCUGAUCACCACCACUGGGCUGAUGAUUGUUCUCAUGCACGGACAGAUUCCCCCAGCCUAUGCCGGCCUGGCCAUCUCUUACGCUGUGCAGCUAACCGGACUCUUCCAGUUUACAGUUAGACUGGCAUCUGAGACAGAAGCACGCUUCACUUCGGUGGAAAGGAUCAACCACUACAUAAAGACUCUCUCUUUGGAAGCACCUGCCAGAAUCAAGAACAAGGCUCCUCCUCCUGACUGGCCCCAGGAGGGAGAAGUAACCUUUGAGAAUGCAGAAAUGAGAUACAGGGAAAAUCUCCCUCUGGUCCUUAAGAAAGUGUCCUUCACCAUCAAGCCCAAGGAGAAGAUUGGCAUUGUGGGACGAACAGGGUCAGGGAAGUCCUCUCUGGGGAUGGCCCUCUUCCGUCUGGUGGAGUUAUCUGGAGGCUGUAUCAAGAUUGACGGAGUGAGAAUCAGUGACAUCGGCCUGGCCGACCUCCGAAGCAAGCUGUCCAUCAUUCCUCAGGAGCCCGUACUGUUCAGUGGCACUGUCAGAUCAAACCUGGACCCUUUCAACCAGUACACGGAAGACCAGAUCUGGGAUGCCCUAGAGAGAACGCACAUGAAGGAGUGUAUUGCCCAGCUACCUCUGAAACUUGAAUCUGAAGUGAUGGAGAAUGGGGACAACUUCUCAGUGGGAGAACGGCAGCUGCUGUGCAUAGCGAGGGCCCUGCUGCGUCACUGUAAGAUUCUGAUUUUAGAUGAAGCCACAGCUGCUAUGGACACGGAGACAGACUUGCUGAUUCAAGAGACCAUCCGGGAAGCGUUUGCAGACUGCACCAUGCUCACCAUUGCCCAUCGCCUCCACACAGUUCUGGGCUCUGAUAGGAUUAUGGUGCUGGCUCAGGGACAGAACUCAGGACCACCAGCCCAGGGAUACCAGCCACAUGGACUGAUUCAAGAGACCAUCCGGGAAGCGUUUGCAGACUGCACCAUGCUCACCAUUGCCCAUCGCCUCCACACAGUUCUGGGCUCUGAUAGGAUUAUGGUGCUGGCUCAGGGACAGGUGGUGGAGUUUGACACCCCAUCGGUCCUUCUGUCCAAUGACAGUUCCAGGUUCUAUGCCAUGUUUGCUGCUGCAGAGAACAAGGUGGCUGUCAAGGGCUGACUCCUCCCAUCUGUGAAGUGUCCUCCUCAGAGCGUUGCCAUUCUCUUCCUGGUUUGGGCCCUUCAUCCUGUCCUGCUGAAACCUUGCCUUUCCCAGUUUUAUCUCUUACACAACAGUUCAGGAUUAGCUGUGUUUCACUUUUAGGGAAAGUCAUAUUUUGAUUAUUGUAUUUAUUCCCUAUUCACUUAAAUGAAAUUUAGUUUUUGUUCUUAAUUGCACUCUUAAGAGGUUCAGGGAACCAUUACUAUAAAUGUAUCAGUGGCCUAUAAUGAAGCUUUAUAUGUGUAGCUAUGUCUAUAUAUAAUUCUGUAUAUAGCCUAUAUUUACAGUAAAAAUGUAAGCAGUUUAUUUUCUAUUAAAGCGAGCACUGUGCUAACAGCAGUGCACAUUCAUUUCUAUCGUUUUUGUACAGCUGACUGCACUAGAGAUCUCAUUUUGCUCUUAGCUGUAGGAAAGGCAGUGUUUCCUCUCUAGCUGGUCGUUUCACGGUGCUGGGCUCUCUAGGUGUCCAGAGGAAGCCACGUGGCAGCAGUGGGCCCUCCGUAGCCUGCUCCAUGGACUCCCCAGUGGGAACCCCUUGUAGCUGGGCUGCAGGAGGCCUUGCAGAGCACCGUGAAUUCUCAGGGCUCCUGCUUUCCUGUCCUGGUGUCACUUCCUGUCUAUGUCAGAGCAGUGGGGCAAAGCCUCGCCCCUUUUCCCUCUCAGGAAUGAGAACCCCAGCGUUCUCCAGAGGGGAGAGUUUCUUUCUGCCUUCCUCCUUCUGCUGUUGUUUCUAAGCAAGAUCCAGUCUGCUCCCGGCGUCCCAUGCUUCAGGUUCCUGACGCUGGCCACCACAGAGCUCCCGAGCUCUUCGGCCAGUUGGCUCCCAGCCCUGGGGUCCACUGCUGCUGUUGUAGGUGGCAUUUUUGUUUGCCUGACCCCACACCUCCAGAGCUCAGUGACAGGGCUCAGGAGUGUGGGGUCCAUUCUUCCUCACUUCAGUCUCCUCUGCAAAGCCUGCACCCCUCAGCAGCUCUUGCUAAUCAGUGUCUCACACUGGUAUAGAAGUUUUUUGUACUGUAAAGAGACCUACCUCAGGUUGCUGAUUGCUGUGUGGUUCAGUGUGUUUCUGCAGACCCCCUUUGUGCUCUGGGGCCCGUAGCUUGGGUGGGUGUGGUUGCCACUAUCAUCAGUCGAGUGGUCAGCGUUGCAUGUCGUGACCAACUAGACUUUCUGUCGCCUUAGCAUGUUUGCUAAACACCUUAUGAAAGCAAAAAAUCUGAAAAAGUGAAUAAAAUUAUUUUGGAUUUGUAAAA
Meriones unguiculatus (Mongolian gerbil) is the source of this 5970-nucleotide messenger RNA. RefSeq names its product ATP binding cassette subfamily C member 5 (gene Abcc5). NCBI's taxonomy places the organism in Eukaryota, Metazoa, Chordata, Mammalia, Rodentia, Muridae. Gene Ontology annotation, biological process: transmembrane transport. The record is from RefSeq and is a predicted model, not a curated record. Gene Ontology annotation, cellular component: membrane. The transcript is spliced from 31 exons. The coding region runs from base 209 to 4675 and encodes 1488 amino acids. Gene Ontology annotation, molecular function: ATP binding; ABC-type transporter activity; ATP hydrolysis activity.